Molecule: messenger RNA, 1986 nt
Organism: Nycticebus coucang (slow loris)
Lineage: Eukaryota; Metazoa; Chordata; Mammalia; Primates; Lorisidae
Exons: 7
Coding region: 1161-1571 (136 amino acids)
Source: RefSeq, a predicted model, not a curated record
CCCGUGAUUCUUCUCCCCAUGACCCCAGCUCUCCAGGAGCGCAGCAGACCAUGGACUCCAAGUUGGAGGCGCAUGGUUGUGGAAGGGAGGGAAGGCGCUAGCAAGGGCUUCACGACGGGGUCAUAUUCUAUUGGUCUUGCCCAGACUGAUGCCAGCUGGAAUCCUUACCCCCAGCCUCCCCUACCUGGAACUUUGGUGGUGCGAACAGGCUUAAAAGACCUUCCCAUUCCUGCGAGGCGGAAAAGGAAGCUCAGCCCCACGCAGAUUCCUCGUCUCCCUGCAAGAGUCCCAAACUUCCAGAAUCUUUCCUCCACUAUUGAGUUGAAAACCAGGAAAAGAGGUCCCCUGUCCAUCCUAAAAGAUUAGGAUCACAGUCUGGUAAGGAUCAGAACCUGAGAAGCAUAAAGAAUAUUCUGAUGGGAGGAGGCAAGUAGGAGUCGUCUGGCAUCUUCAGGUUCUUUUUGCGGGGAUUUCACCCGAUUUCUUUUUCAUCGUUGCGCCCGGUCCUGGUGCAACAUACCUAGGGCCGAAAUGCAAAAUGUAAGACCUACAAAAAGAGCGAGGUUGGAGAUCAAAACCACAAACCGCAGUGGAUUAGAGAUGGAAGGCGGGUCUCGGGGUGGGCGAGGCAGCAAGAGCUGAGAAUCAAUGCAUAGACAGAGUAUUCCCCGCUCCCCCAUUCUCGGGAGGAGGGGCGCCCCAAUUGCGCUCGGGUGCUCGGCCAGGGCAAAGAGAAAGGCGGGGAAAAGAGGCGGUGACGUCAAACUCAAUAGAACCAAUCAGAGGAUGGCCUGGGGAGCGAGUGUGAAAGGAUGAAUGAAAAGUCCGGAGCCGGAGCACGCCAGGGCCAGAGCCGCGGCGGAGGCCGGGGAGGGAGCUGGGAGGUGAGACCUGCUCCGCCCUGAUGGCCUAGGCCCGGCGGAGGCUAGGUUCUGGGCGGCCUCUUCUGCCCCGACGCGCUCUGAGCCCUGGCUUCUGAGACUCUGGUCCGCAUUGCUCCGUGGGCGGGAACCAGCGGGAAGGAUCGCGCGGAGAGCACAUUUGGGCACCUGGGCUGGAUGCCCUUCUGGGGGUUUUACCUCCGGGGUUUCCCUGCCAGCUCCGGUUCUUUACCCCACGCCGGCACAGGUUCGCUCCCUCCGCUCUUGUAAGUCGGAGAUAUGGCGGGCCACCCGGCGCCUUCCUCUCCUACCCUCGCGGAGGCUCCGGCUGCGCGGAAGGCUGAGACUCUGGCUGCUGGAUGCGCCCUCGAUCUUCCAGAGGAGGGCAAUGGGUCCCGGCUGCGGAGGUCCUGGAGGCGGCGGCGGCAGCCGGGAGGCUGCGUGGAAGAGGCGGCAGCGGCAGCCAGGAGGCGGGUUGGUAACCCAUCAGAGAAGCGCAGAUCCUUCUGCAUUCUUCUGUGUCUGGAAGUCCUUCCUGAAGUCUGCAUAUUCAAGCAGCUUGCCUGGGGCAGGUGGGUGCACCACCACCCUCCCACCCUCUUUCUUCCACGCGGACUGCACAGUCACAUCCAGCACCACGGACAGCUCCAGGCGGAUUCUCCCUCCCUGAGUUGGGUAGAACAGGCCUGAUACUGUUGGGGAACUUUACAGGAUACCCCCAUAUAAAAAAGGACAAGAUGUCUGCCUGGGCAUGUGAAGUGUCUUCAAAAGCCAAGUAGAGACUAGAAAGAAGAACCUGCUUUACCUACCUGUCCUGAGAAGACUUUCUGGACUGACUGAAGGCGAGGCUAAGCUCUAACAAGUUGAAGUUGACUGGCUUCUCAAGAGGCUUUGAGCAGAGGGGAAGCGGGAAGGCCCAGCCCCAAGUCUGGGCAGCCAAUUACGUCUGGAGCCCUCUGGGAUGACACCUUGACCCAUCAUUCUCACAUCUACCAGCUGUCCAUCCUGGCCUAUCCUAAUUUAUCCUAUGUAACCAGAGCUGUGAUUCCUAUGUCCUCUGAGCUGGAAGUGGCAUCUCAUGUCUAAUAAAGACUCUUGACUAUUU